Messenger RNA from Striga hermonthica, 1077 nucleotides. Lineage: Eukaryota; Viridiplantae; Streptophyta; Magnoliopsida; Lamiales; Orobanchaceae. The record is from the annotation of a GenBank genome assembly.
AUGAAGAAGUUGGUGAAAUGGUACCCGGUUUUAGUGAUGGUAGCUAUUGAUCAGGCGCUCGCUGUUAGCAAUAUACUUUUGAAAAAGAUUGUAGCCGAUGAUGGGAUCAACCUUUGCGUAUUCAUAACUUAUCGCCAGUCGAUCUCUGCAAUCUUCUUAUCUCCAUUAGCCUUCUUUUUGGAAAGAUCUAAAACCCGGCCAAAGCUCACGUUCACCAUCUUGUGCCACCUUUUCAUGAGUGCAACCAUUGGGGCAUCUGUAACUCAAUAUCUGUUCCUUGUGGGCGUAGAGUACACGUCAGCAACAUUCUCAUGUGCCUUCCUCAACAUGGUCCCCGUACUAACAUUCCUAAUGGCUUUACCAUUUGGUUUAGAGAAAGUGGACGUAAAACGCAGUAGCGGGAGAGCAAAAGUGUGGGGCUCUUUAGUAUGCCUCUGCGGUGCUGUUGUUUUAAUUGUGUACAAAGGGAUACCCUUAUUUCAUUUCGCACAGCGUAUAGAGCUUCUGCAGCAUUCACACGAAAGAUGGGCGAUUGGGUCGGUUGCGUUAUUAGGUGGUACACUGUGCUGGUCAUUGUGGUACAUUCUCCAGACAAGCAUUGGUAACAAAUAUCCGUGUCACUACUCCACCACUGCCAUCAUGACCUGCUUUAGCGCUCUACAAUCUGCUGUCUUCAGCUCCUUCAUAGACAGGGAUCUUUCGGUCUGGAUUUUGAGGACAAAAUCUGACAUCUUUAUUAUUCUUUACACAGGCAUUGUAGGAUCGGGAUUAUGCUUCGUGGGGAUGUCAUGGUGUGUAAAGAAACGUGGGCCACUUUUUACGGCUGCUUUCAGCCCGCUUGUCAUGAUAAUGGCAGCAAUGUACGAAAUUCCGGUUUUGCACCAACAACUUCAUCUCGGAAGCGUAUUAGGAUCGGCUACCGUUAUUGCUGGGCUGUACAUUCUGCUGUGGGGUAAGGAAAAAGAUGAUCAGAAGCAAGAGCCCAACUUAGCUGGGGAAACGGGGGAGAUUAAGGGCCAAGAAGCACCCGAGUUCCAAGUCGUAAAAAUAGUUGCUGAUGAACCUGAAUGCUCUUGA